CCAAGGCAAAAAUCCUGCUCUCCACCCCAUUCCCUCCCCUUAGGGCACAGGAAGGCCGCCCUAUGUCUUCUGCGCAGGCGCAGCAACGGCCCCCAGGAGGAUCACUUAAAACAACACUACCGAGCAAGAUUCUGCGGGCAAGAAGGAAAGAAGAUCAAUAUACAGCCUGGUGAAAAUGUUCUGAAAUAUAUACAGGAUUGUUUUGAAUGUGAUGAUACUGAUGUCGUAGUAAGCUCUCCAGAUGCAACCUGUUUCUCAACUCCUCUUGUCAGAAACAAGGAGAGGACUUCAACACAGAGCCCUAAGCCAGAUGCAGGGUUAACUAACGCGGUAGGAAAUAGUACCUGUCAUUCUGCUGUGUCCUUACCUGCAACGCCAGUGGAGACAGUCAGGAGCAAAGGCGAGCCAUGUGUGUUCUACCCGGAGCCUGGAAGAAACAGUCUCAUAGCUGGUUCUAUCAAAACAGAGAGUCCUGUGCCUAGAGGAGAAACACAGGUGUUAACAUUCAGAGAUGUUGAAGUACUCUGUGAAAGUCCUGCCAAGUUAUCAGAUCCUGAGGAUGAUCAUGGGGUCGUGGGAUCACCUCUUCUUGUGGAGGUAGCAAAGACUUCUCCUGUACAAACGCGUACUGUCUCAAUCGCUCCAUCAUCACCUCCUCCUGUCAAAGAUCAAAACGUAGUAAUAGAAAGCGACUGUGAGUUUCUCAUUGAUGAAUCAGAUUGUCUGUCUUUUAAGUCUUGGUUUUCAAUACCUCGCAAGAACAGAAAGUCAAAAAAAGAUGGCUCUGUGACUCCUGUUUCGAAAUCUCAGUCCUCUGAAAAGGAAAAGACAGCAGAUAAGAAAUGCAAGAACAUGAAGGUACAGGCUGGAGUACAUAGUGAACAGAAAAUGAAGAAUGUCAGAGGGCAACGUGACUUAAAAAGAACGUCAGAAUCCUAUCCAGUCUCUUCUGACAGUGAGGGAAAGGUCCUUAAAUCUCAAAUGCAAAGCAGUACUCGUGUGGGAAAAUCUAAACCAGAUGAACUUAGGGGCUCUUCCAAGCAUAGAAAGAAGAUGUCCUAUGAAUCAGAAGCUGAACAGCUGAUGCUGUUUGGAUUGGACUCAGAAGCAUCUGAUGAAGAACAAAAGAUAAGAAGGGUGAUGGCAAGGGAGGAUUUGCCAAUGCCCUCUGCUGAGGAUCAGCAAAAGCAGAUGCUAUCUCCAAAAAAGAAUCUCACUCCUUGCAAGUAUCAGCAGUCUGCUUCAAAAGCUUAUCAGCGUUCAGUUCACAAGAAACAAACUAAGCAGAAACUUGCAAAUGAUAAGGUGUUGAAGAGCCAAAGGAAGAAGCUGAAAAAAUCUGGAAGGAGAAAUAGUAAUAAAAAUCCUGAGCCACAGAGAUGGAAGAGUUCUGACAGUGAACCUGGUGAAGAAGGACUUGAAAGAGAGCCCUUAAAAUCAAAUGAAAUGUUUACCUCACCUCCGCAUCAAGAAUUACAGACUUCUGUGCUUCAGAAGUUGGCUAAGUCUGAAAAAGCUGAGAAAGUAUUGCACUCUUUGGAAACAGUUACUGAUGUAAAUAACAAAACUCCUUUAAAAGCUGCAAAGUUACUGCAGCAUCUUGUAGACAGUGUGAAGAAUUCUGAAAAGAAAAGAUCAUCAGCUACAUCUUCAGGGAAGAUGCUCAAAAAGAUUAAUCACAGAGCCCAUAAAAGAGCUUGCUCAAUCACGGGGGACACUGAGCCUCAAAAUACAACAGAUUCUGACAGCUUUUCUGCACAGGAGGUGUCAAGAAAAAAACACAAGCAAUCAGCUGUAAAAGCAAGUGAAAAAAGAAAAAAUAACGGGCACCAGAGACUGCAACAUUCCGCUGCAGCUGAGAAAGCUAUGGGUCCUGAAAGCGGGCUUGUUCUAGAACAUUCUGGGAAAUGUACUUCGCCAAGUAAGAAUUGUGAAGAGAAUAAUGAAUCUUCAGAUAAUUCUGAAGACCUGCAUUGUCAAAUAAAAAAUCUACUGUCAGACGAGAUAGGCAGGCAAAAAAUAGUGCUGCCUUCCAACACGCCUAACGUUCGUCGGACAAAAAGGAUACGGCUUAAACCUUUGGAAUAUUGGCGAGGAGAGCGGGUAACCUAUACAUUGAAGCCUUCAGGAAGGCUUUUAAUUAGUGGAAUAGCAGGUGCAGAAGCAGAACCUCACGUGAAGAAUAAGCAGAAGAGUCAUCAUAAGCAGAAAAGAGCUAGAACAAGAAGUGAGGUAGCGAAAUGUUUGGAUAUCCCCCUGGCUGAUGCCUCUAAGCCAACCAGCAUAGUGGACCCAGUAACGAAUCGAGAAGUUCUUCUAGAGUGUGUUAACUCUGGAAGCAGUCACUCAUGUUUCUUCGAAGAUGAAUCGAUAAAAGUAUAUAAAAGUUUGAAUACAUCUGUUUUUGCUGCUGGUAAAUUGAUCUUGAAACCUCUUAAAGAAAAGGGACACCAGUUUGUCCACAUGGAUACAAUAGCUUUCUAUGUUAUCCGUGGUCAGAUUAUUAUCACCUUGCAUAAGACAUCAUACUACCUGACUUCAGGGGAUUAUUUCUAUGUUCCAGCAGGAAAUGGAUAUAACAUACGUAAUCUUCUGAAUGAGGAAAGUGUUCUUCAUUUCACACAACUCAAAAAUGGCAGACGAAUUGCAGGAAGCAUGUUGUCGGAGCCCUCUUCCCCAUAGGUUCACCUUCAGAUUGAAGAUCAUCUAAUGGGAGAGAGUUCUAAAGAACACUGUUAACUACCAUCCAGGUAGAGAUAUAUCCCAGUACUGGGAGCAUGUAGUUUCAUUAGUCUUAAGAGAUUUUCCUUCUCUGUAAAUUGUAAAUAUAUGGUUUGUUACAAAUUAGUUUUUCUUUCUUGUCAAUAAAUGUUAAAUAAUACAAACCCA
Messenger RNA from Meleagris gallopavo (turkey), 2889 nucleotides. Lineage: Eukaryota; Metazoa; Chordata; Aves; Galliformes; Phasianidae. The record is from RefSeq and is a predicted model, not a curated record.